Molecule: messenger RNA, 402 nt
Organism: Durusdinium trenchii
Lineage: Eukaryota; Dinophyceae; Suessiales; Symbiodiniaceae
Source: the annotation of a GenBank genome assembly
AUGAUCUACUCUUUGUUCUCCCUAUGGAAGUCACUCAAGCCUGGCGGCCUCUACAUCAUUGAAGACUUAGAGACAAACUACUGGCGUCACGGAAAGGUGGUCUACGGAUACGAGCUGAAGAAUACCGGAAUUGGCACAACGGCAAAGUGGUCUGCCGUCAAAAAGAUAGAACAGAUCACUCAAGUCCUAGCCCGCCACCAAAUUGGUGCGAAGAACUUGACCGUCAUGCCUGGUGAUGAAUCUCUAUGUUCAGUGGAGUGGGGUAUGAACAUCGUGAAGCUACGGAAGUGUACUCCAGAGGAACGAGCUUUCAAUCCGAAGAUGAAUCAUGUAAUUUGCUUUGACAGGAAGAAGAUGGAUGCGUGGAUUGAAGAGGCCAAAUCGACCAAUCCAACUGUUUGA